This is a messenger RNA of Ogataea philodendri, 948 nucleotides long. RefSeq lists its product as uncharacterized. NCBI's taxonomy places the organism in Eukaryota, Fungi, Ascomycota, Pichiomycetes, Pichiales, Pichiaceae. Gene Ontology annotation, biological process: activation of GTPase activity; negative regulation of septation initiation signaling. The record is from RefSeq and is a predicted model, not a curated record. The transcript has a single exon. Gene Ontology annotation, molecular function: GTPase activator activity. Bases 1 to 948 code for a protein of 315 amino acids. Gene Ontology annotation, cellular component: mitotic spindle pole body.
AUGAAGGAUAAGAAGGGAAGACGCAAAGAUGCUAUUGAGAGAUUCAUAGAGUCUGAUCAGACGGUUGUUCUUUCGAGUUUGAACCAGUUGCGGUAUACGAUUUUGUGCGAAGGACUGCCCAAAGAAGGAGGACUGUGUCCGUAUCGAACGUAUGUCUGGUCGAUUUUGUUGCGUGUGGAGCCGUUGGAUAUUGACUACUACUCGAAACUGGUGGACCAAGGGCCGUCGGACGCGUUUUCCAAGAUUCAAAAUGACGCGUUUAGAACUUUCCAGAAAGACGAGGAGUUCAAUAAGAAGGUUUCUACUGGUGUUCUUAUGAGAAUACUCAACUCGCACGCUUUGGAGGUGGAGAGCAUGCAAUUGCACAAAUCCGAGAUCUUGGCGUCUCCAUAUGUCCAAGGAAUGAACGUCCUGGCUGCACCUUUUGCGUACGUGUGCAGGAGCGAGGUUGAAGCGUUCGCCCUUUACUCACAGCUGGUUGACCACCAGAUCCCAACAUACACCACCCCAAACCUGAUGGGGGUGCUCAACGGAGUCAAGUUGGUGGACAUAAUAUUACAAUUAAUUGAUGCCAAGCUAUACAACCAUCUCAAGUCCAAGAUGCUCACGGCGAAAAUAUAUGCGCUUCCUUCCGUUCUAACGUUGAGUGCUUGCACUCCGCCGUUGGACCACGUUCUGGAGCUAUGGGAUUUUCUGUUCAGUUACGGCGUUCAUCUGAACAUUUUCUUUGUUGUGGCCCAGACGAUUCUCAUUCGCGACGAGCUGCUGAAAUCGUCAAACCCAAUGAUCCAGCUUCGAGAGCUGCCGAAACUGGACGCACGCAAAAUUAUCAAGCUGUCUCUGACUUUGGUGAAGAAGACUCCCGAUAAGCUAUACGACCUGAUUGUGAGACAUGUGCGCGAGGAUGUGGAGGACGAGAUCGCAGAGAUGGAGUUAGCAAGUGGAUAG